AUGAAGGUGGUAAUGAAUCCGUCUUCGAAGCUUACCGUGAGCUGGUGGACCGCAAGCACUUCGCCCCAGGGGGGAAGUAUCACUCUAUUCAUGCGAUACGAAGGCCAGGAGCCUGACGACCAGCGUCAUGCCAUGGGCACGGGAUGGCUUGUUCGCGAUGACACCCUCGUGACCGCUGGUCACUGUGCCUUUGACUGGAGCCAGAACGAUGGAAAAGGGUUCGGUCGGGCGAUCGAGGUUAAAGCGUACAUUGGCUACAACGGCAAAAUGUCUAUCAAUGACCCCAACGUCCUGUUCCGGCACGGCGUCCAGAUCGUGACUACCGAAGGAUGGCUUCAAUCUGGGGUGAAUCGCCAUCAUGACGUCGCUUUUAUCCGGCUCGAUCGGCCAUUCACCAAUGUCACUACACUUUUCAAGCCGACUGAGACCCCCUUGAUAAGUAAGGAUAUCAUUGGCGUAGUGGGAUAUCCCGGUGACAUGCAGAUGGAUCGAGAGUUUGGCGCACAGAUAUAUGAAGAAUUCAAGACUGUCGAACGGGAUCGGCGCAAGGCAGCGAACCAGAUGCUGGAGUAUCGCAUCGAUACAUACAAAGGUCAAUCAGGGUCUCCAGUCCUUGUGCAGAACCGGCCUUUGACCUCCAUCGGCGCUCAUGUCUACAGGGGAGCUGGAAACAACUCGGCCAGCCCCAUUGGAGGGGAGUAUGGGAAUCCAUACCAUGAAUACAUUUCUGUUCUCCAGAGACAGUAUCCUGUGCAGACGACUAAAGCCGGCGUCAAUCGGCGCGCCAAUGGUCUCGGGCGCUCUGCAGACGGUCAGUCCAUUCUUGGGUUCAUCGGAGGACCGAUUGCCGCUCUAGCUGGUACUGCCAUCUCCGUGGCCGCCAAACGGAGUGCCGAGAGUGGGUUUACUGAUGCCCAUCCGGGUGAAUUCGCUCAGUCUCGCACGGCCGAAGAAGCCAUUCUGUCCGAGGCUGCGCGGCAGGCCUUCUUGCGGGCGGAUGCCGACCGUAUGAAACAACUCGGUAUCAGCACGCGGAUUAUGGAGCAGUACAAGAAGGCAGCUGCAGAUGUUGAUAUCGUGGCGCCUACGAUCUUACCGGCCAUUUUGCCGGCAGCGUUGCAUCUCUCGCAAGAUAUGUACACCCAAAAGGGUGCAGAGGCAGAUAGAGAACCAUUCCAACCAACAUCGUACGGUCGGCGGGAGCCAAUCCGCCUCCCAAGGGAUUUUCGAGAUGACUCGUUUACGCACUACUUGCUCAAGUCGGUGGAGCGCGAGACGGAGGAUGAGAUCUUCUGGGGCAUGUUGGGUUCAGUGCUGUCGGCUGCCUCCAAGGGGGCGAAUGCCGUUCAAACUGGACUAUCUGUCAUUAGCAAGAUGGUGCCGACGACUGAGGCUGCCUUUGAAGAACAGCCAAUGGACCCGUACCUGAAGGUCUUGGGACGUCGUGCCCUGCUCGCCGGGGCGACUCUGCAAGUGCUCCGCAAUACGCCACCGGAGCAGCUCGAGACAGAGGACUUCUUCACCCGCAUCCAAAUUAUCGUGCAGAAGAUCGGGCCUGCGGUGAUGAAGUUUGCACCUGUGGUGGUCUCGGCGGUUCGUCCAGUUCUCACUCCUAUUAUUCAGCCUCCAGCAGGGACUACUCCUCUUGCUGGAUCUCCAUCCACUUUCGCAGGAUAUUUCGAUGGUGAUGAAAUUAUUCGCCAACGUCCCAUACUUGGGCUGCAAGUAGUAAUACUCUUGGAAGAGAAUCUAAAAAUGUUCUACGGCACUCAAGGGUAA
This is a messenger RNA of Aspergillus piperis CBS 112811, 1779 nucleotides long. RefSeq names its product trypsin-like serine peptidase. The coding region runs from base 1 to 1779 and encodes 592 amino acids. The record is from RefSeq and is a predicted model, not a curated record. The transcript has 4 exons. Gene Ontology annotation, molecular function: serine-type endopeptidase activity. Gene Ontology annotation, biological process: proteolysis. NCBI's taxonomy places the organism in Eukaryota, Fungi, Ascomycota, Eurotiomycetes, Eurotiales, Aspergillaceae.